AUGAAUAAUCUAUUUGAUAAUACAGAAAAAUCAAUUAAAAUUAAUAAUAAUAAAUUAGAAGAAUUACAAAUAAAAAAUGUACUUAAUCCAUUCAAUCAAGAAUUUAUCAAUGAACAAUAUGCAAAAGAAUUGGGAAUUAUUGUGAAUGGAUACUAUCGAAACUGUUAUGGUGGAUUAAUUCCAUUACAUAUCGCAGCAAGAAAAGGUUUUAUUAAAUUCGUAAUAAAUGAUCGAAUUGUAAUUGAAUAUCGUUCAAAACAAUAUUCAAUUAUAUCGAAUCUAACUAUUCAUCAAGUGUAUGAUAAUAUUCAACAAUGUAUGAUUUCAUGUCAACAAGCAAUCGAUAAGGGUUAUCUUAAUUUAGAAUUAUUUCUAUAUACAAAUUUAAAUCUAUCUAUGGAAAUACAUGAAGCAUUUUAUCGUGGAUUAAUUAUCGGAGAUUUACAAACGAAUGUCACUCAACCAAAACCAAUUAUUUCUAUAAAUGAAAAACGAGAUUUUGAAUAUGAAAAUUUAUUUUCAUCAUUAACAAAUAUUAUUAAUAGUUUAAGUGAAUUUCGUAAUACAAUAAAUAUUAUUGAUGAAUGCGAAUUAACAUCAGAUGGAUUUAUUAAACAGAAAAAAACAGGAAAAUGUUAUUUAUUAACACAAGCUAUAGAAUCUGGUCUCGAAUCUACACUUGUCAAUAAUACAAUGUCAUCGACUAUGAAUACAACUUCUGAUGAAGAUGGAAUUAACCCAUAUUUUUCGGAAACGUUUAUGUUCGAUUUAUUAAAACCAACUGCUAGUUCAGUCGAUGAAAUAGAAAAUACUGAAAUUUAUCCUAUAAAUACGAAACGAUUGUUACCUUCAAUAAAUACUUGCUAA
Messenger RNA from Adineta steineri, 867 nucleotides. NCBI's taxonomy places the organism in Eukaryota, Metazoa, Rotifera, Eurotatoria, Adinetida, Adinetidae. The record is from the annotation of a GenBank genome assembly.